GCCUUGACAAAGGAACCAAGAAAUGUUUUUAAAAAUCGUACUUGUCCUACUCUAACAAUGUUGCCUGAAGGUAUGGAUAUAUGGAUAUUGUCGCAUGUCGUGAAGGAUUUCUGUUUUAGUACAUAUUCAGCGAGAGCCUGAUUGUUAUGCUUUGUCUCUGGGGUUUCAAGAAAGGGGAUAGGUGAGGAAAGGGGAGGGUUUGGAACGACACAUCUCAGUAACUUUAGGCCGCUUGGCGCAAUACGCAGUGGUGCGUUCGUGCUGAACUACGCAGCACACAGUGCGAGAGGGAGCUCGAGCGCAGGUUUGUUGCUCAUUGAAGCGCGAAGAGCCGACAGCGCUGCAACGCUGUCUACCCCUGUGUGCACAGGGAGGAAAAUUUCAGGGAAAACAUUACAAAACCCAGACCAAAAGGGUCUCUUUUGGAUCUAGUGUAGACAUUAUUUCGCAUGGCACUUAGAAACAACAGGACUUCGUAUCUCACGGAUGCUUCAAAUCGGCAUAUUCUUCUUCGGUGUGAAUAGUUAACAUAACAAAAUAGACCUAACGCGCAGGUGAAGAUGGCGAGGGCACUGCCAGGGGUGACCGCACUCCCAACUUUUAGAAAAACGGGACAUUCGGUAUUGUUAGUAUUAUCAUUUAUUUACGGCUUAUCGGCUCAGGAGUUUCCUAUCAAUGGAGCGCACGGGUACAGUUUGCACCCACCUUACUUCAAUUUAGCAGAGGGGACAAAAAUCACGGCUACAGCAACCUGCGGCGAGGACGAGAACGGAAGACCGAUCCAGGACCUAUACUGCAAACUAGUCGGUGGACCAGUGUCUGGUGACCCCAGUCAAACUAUACAGGGCCAGUACUGUGACAUCUGUAGCGCGGGCGAAAGUGACCGAGCUCACCCUAUCACCAAUGCCAUUGAUGGGACGGAGCGCUGGUGGCAGAGCCCCCCAUUGUCCCGCAGCGUGGAGUACAACGAGGUCAACGUCACCUUGGACCUGGGGCAGCUCUACCAUGUGGCCUACGUGCUCAUCAAAUUUGCCAACUCCCCUCGUCCGGACCUGUGGGUGCUUGAGAGAUCUGUCGACUUUGGCAAAACCUACCAGCCAUGGCAGUUUUUUGCCUCCUCGAAAAGGGAUUGUAUCGAGCGGUUUGGCCAGCAGACCAUCGAGCGCAUCAGCAAUGACAACGACAUCGUCUGCACCACUGAGUACUCCCGCAUUGUGCCCCUGGAGAAUGGAGAGAUUGUAGUGUCUCUGGUGAAUGGGCGUCCGGGGGCCAUGAACUUCUCCUACUCCCCAGUGCUGAGGAACUUCACCGAGGCCACCAACAUCCGCCUGCGUUUCCUGCGCACAAACACACUCCUGGGCCACCUCAUGGGCAAAGCCCUCAGAGACCCCACUGUCACACGCAGGUACUACUACAGCAUCAAAGACAUCAGCAUCGGAGGGCGGUGCGUGUGCAAUGGGCAUGCUGAGGCCUGCAACGCCAAGGACCCCAACGAUCCCUUCAAGCUGCAGUGUGACUGCCAACACAACACGUGUGGUCCGUCAUGUGAUACCUGUUGCCCUGGAUUCAGCCAGUUGCCUUGGAAACCAGCGACGACUUACACUGCCAAUGAGUGUGAACCAUGUAACUGUCACAGACAUUCCUACGACUGCUAUUUUGACCCUGAUGUGGAGGCGAGGAGGGCCAGCAUGAACGCACAGGGAGAGUACAGGGGAGGCGGAGUGUGUAUGGAGUGCCAGCACCACACCACUGGAAUCAACUGUGAGCGCUGUAUCCCUGGCUACUACAGGUCACCUGACCAACCACUGGACUCCCCAUAUACCUGCUUGCCGUGUUCCUGUCAGUCUGAGUUCACUGACGGCACGUGUGAGGAUCUGACCGGGCGCUGCUACUGCAAGCCCAACUACACCGGAGAGAACUGCCAGGCCUGCGCCGAGGGCUACGUCAACUUCCCAGACUGCUAUCCCACCAUCCCCACCUACCCCAACAACGGCAACAGCGAGGCCAAGCCAGUGGGCGAGAUCAUCAACUGUGAGUGCAGUGCAGCUGGUACGGAGGGGAACUCGUGCCGGCCAGACCUGCGCACCCGUACCUGCAUCUGCAAGCCAGGCUUCACCGGGGAGCACUGUGACACCUGUGCUCCCGGUCACAACGGCCUCAACUGCCAUCGCUGCCAGUGUUCAGGGCCUGGUUGCCAGGAUGGGUCAUGUGACACAGUGACGGGGCAGUGCCUGUGCCGGACCGGCUUCCAGGGCUAUUCAUGCGAGCAGUGUGCCCCUGGGUACUUCCACUACCCUCUGUGCCAACUGUGUGGGUGCAGCACUGUGGGUUCUCUGCCCGAGAUGUGUGACCACUCAGGUCAGUGUCUGUGUAAGCCAGAGUUCCAGGGGCCUCGCUGUGAACAGUGCCGAUCAGGCUUCCACUCCUACCCCAACUGUCAGGUGUGCACGUGUGACCCACGCACAUCUCUGGACACCAGCUGCAGCGCUGCAGGACACUGCCGCUGCCGGCCCAACUACAGCGGCCAGAACUGUGACCAGUGUGCUCCUGGCUUCUACGGCUACCCCAGCUGCACACCCUGUCAGUGCUCCAGGAAGGGCUCUCGCUUUGACAGCUGUAAUCAGGUGACAGGUCAGUGUGCCUGCCUGCCCCAUGUAGUGGGGCUGCACUGUGACUCCUGCGGCUCCGGCUCCUAUGGCUUCCCCCAGUGCCAAGCUGGAACCUGCAACCCUGCUGGCUCUGUGCAGUAUGUGGCCCAACGUACUGAUGGCUCCUGUGAGUGCAAGCCUUAUGUGGAGGGUGUGGCCUGUGACCGCUGCAAGCCCCUCUACUGGAACCUGUCCCCAGACACGCCCUACGGAUGCGCUAGUUGUGAGUGCAACACUGCAGGAACAGUGAGUGGCGUUGCAGAGUGUAAACAGAACUCUGGCCAGUGUUUCUGUAAACCCAACGUGUGCAGUGGAACCUGCUCUGUGUGUAAAGAGGGGUAUUACAAUCUGCAGAAUGACAACUUCUUUGGCUGUCAGGGAUGUCAGUGUGAUGUGGGAGGUUCAGCUGGCAUGUCUUGUGGAGAUCGGAAUGGAAGGUGCCGCUGCAGGCCCAAUGUGGAAGGACUCAAAUGCAACAGGCCACGUCCUGAUCACUACUUCCCUGACCUGCAUCACAUGAAGUAUGAAAUUGAGGACGGCACCAUGCUGGAUGGCCGCCCAGUGAGGUUUGGCUACAACCCGCUGGAGUUCGAGGGCUUCAGCUGGAGAGGCUAUGCCCAGAUGUCUCCUGUCCAGCCCAGGGUGAUGGUAACAGUGGCGGUGAGCCCUCCAGAGGUCUUUCAGGUGGUGUUGCGCUAUGUGAACCGCGGCCCGGUGGAUGUGCAGGGCAGGGUGGUCGUGCUGGAGUAUGGUCUGGAGCAGUCCAAGGAGAUAGUGUUUGCCCCCAGCUCUGAGCCUGCCUUUGUCAGCAUCCCCCAGAACAGGUUUGUGGAGCCCUUUGUGCUGAACAACGGAACCUGGACCAUCAUCAUCGAGGCCGAGGGCAUUCUGCUGGAUUAUCUGGUGCUGUUGCCCAGUGCGUAUUAUGAAGCCCCCAUCCUCCAGUUCAAAGUCACCGAGCCCUGUACCUACAGUCCCUCCCAGGAUGCUAGUCAGAACUGUCUGCAGUAUCAGCACCUGUCGCUGGAGGAGUACCUUUUCAUCUCCGGUAAUGAUGCCAGCUGCAGGUCAGAUAACCACCUGCCCCGGCCCUGCCAGAGCGAGAAGAUCACCCAGAGACAUCCCACCAUGGCCAUCUGCAGCGGCAAUGAUAUUAAUGUGCAGUUGAUUGGCCAGAUGCACGCUCCAGGAGACUAUGCCAUAGUGGUGGAGUACGCCAGUGAGGAGGAGACCGCCCAGAUCUUUACCGUCACCGUCAACUCGCCCGGGGAGCGCACACACCAGGAGCGCAUCACUCUGGCCCACUGCAAGUACAGUUUCCUGUGCCGAGCGGUAGUUGUGGACAACCAGAACCGUGUGGCUGCCUUCUCCCUGUCCACUGAGAUAGAUCUCCAGUUCAUUGCAGACAGAGCAAAUUUCUUCCUGUACAAAGUCUUCCUCAUCCCCAAGAAAGAGUUCACCAUGGAGUACCUGGUGCCCAAGAUCCACUGCAUCAGCACACAUGGCCGGUUCUUACCUGACAGUGGCUCCUGUAUCCCCUCACGGUUCCAGACCCCACCUAAAUCUCUGUUAUUGAAGGAUGGCCAGGCGUCUUCUGUCCAGGAGCCCAUCCUGGCCUCUCCCUCUGAUCCAGAGACCGUUGCUGACUCCCCUCACUGGCCCGCCAGCGACCGGCCCUCCACCGCUGCUGCAGAGAACACCGACCUCAUCCGCCUGGACUCCACUCAGAAUGCUGUGGUGUACUCCACCCGCGUGACCGAACUGGGCCGCUACGUGUUCAUCCUGCACUACCACCAGCCUGAUCACCCCACCUACGCCACACAGGUUUACGUCAAUGGCGGUCGCAUCUGGCAAGGUCAUGCCAAUGCAUCCUUCUGUCCCCACGGAUACGGUUGCCGAAGCAUUUUGAUCGCAGAGAACCAGAUCAUCCUGGACGUGACGGACCAUGAAGUGAUUGUGAGGGUGCAUGUUCCAGAGGGCAAAACGCUCUGGCUGGACUAUGUGCUGGUGGUCCCAGAAAACAGCUACAGUUCCAGCUUCCUACACGAGGAGCCUCUGGACAAAUCCUAUGACUUCAUCAGCAACUGUGGACAGAACAGCUUCUACAUUGACAUGGACAAGUCCUCGGCGUUCUGCCGCAGGUCGGCCGUGUCUCUGUCGGCGUUCUUCAACGACGGCGCGCUGCCCUGCGGCUGCCACGAGGUUGGCGCCGAGAGCGACUCCUGCGAGCCCUUCGGUGGCCAGUGCAGGUGCCGGCCCAACAUCAUCGGCCGCGACUGCUCGCAGUGUGCCACCGGCUACUGGGGCUUCCCCAACUGCAGACCAUGUAACUGUGGGACUCGUUUGUGCGAGCCGGUGACUGGCGAGUGCAUCUGCCCCCCGCGGACCCUGCGGCCCGAGUGCACCCAGUGUGAGCCCGAGACCUUUGGCUGCCACCCGCUGGUGGGCUGUGAGCUGUGCAACUGUUCCCGACCCGGCAUCACCUCCCAGGACAUCAAAUGUGACUACAACAGCGGCCAGUGCAGAUGCAAGAACAACGUCAUUGGGCGCCAGUGUGACCGCUGUGCCCCCGGUUUCUAUGGCUACCCCAACUGUAGACCAUGUGACUGUAAUGAUGCCGGUACAGAAAGUGAUGUCUGUGAUUACCACACCGGACGCUGCCUCUGUAAGGAAAAUGUGGAGGGCUCUCGCUGUGACCAGUGCAGGCUUGGCACCUUCCACCUGGACCCUACCAACCCCAAAGGCUGCACCAAGUGCUUCUGCUUCGGAGCCACAGACCGCUGCCGCAGCUCUGACAAACGCAGGAAAGAGAACAUGAACAUGAUGGACUGGGUGCUGCUGAGAGGCGACCGGCAGGAGAUCCCCGUCUCCGUCUACCCCGGACAGGACCUGGUGGAGGCCGACCUCAGCGACGUCCCCGAUGUGUACCAGGACCUGCACUGGCAUGCCCCUCGCACCUACCUGGGGGACAAGGUGUCGUCUUAUGGAGGCUACCUGCGCUACCGCCUACACGCCCAGACCAUGGCUAUGAGAGGAGAUACUCUGUCCCUGCCUUCAGAGGCUUCUCGCCCUGAUGUUAUACUCAAGGGGAACCAGAUGACCCUGGUGUUCAUGGAGAGAGAGUACCCCACUCCUGAGGAUCCCCACGAGGGCAUAGUCCACCUGGUGGAGGGAAGCUUCCGGCAUGCCCAGACAGGUAACGUGGUGUCUCGCGAAGAGCUGAUGAUGGUGCUGGUGGGUCUGGAGUCGCUGCAGAUCCGGGCGCUGCACUCUCAGUCGGCCGAGGCUGUGUCGCUCCGCGCCCCCGUGCUAGAGGGUGCCGACAGCCUGCCCUCGGGUCGCCAUGCCAACAACGUGGAGAUUUGCAUGUGCCCAGCUAACUACCAGGGCGACUCCUGCCAGCAAUGUGCUCCAGGUUUCUACAGAGACACCAAGGGUCUGUUCUUGGGCAAGUGUGUUCCCUGCCACUGCAAUGGCCAUUCAGACCAAUGUCUGGAUGGGUCUGGAGUUUGUGUGAACUGCCGGCACAACACCGCAGGAGACCACUGUGAGAAGUGCCCGGGCGGUUUCCUAGGUAACAACAGCGUGGAAGGCCAGGCCGUGUCUUGCACCAGCUGCCCCUGUCCUCUGCAGGUGGCCUCCAACAACUUUGCCAUUGGCUGUGUGGAGAAAACACAUCAAAUGCACUGCCUGUGCAUGCCAGGGUAUGCUGGACACAAAUGUGAAAGGUGUGCUCCUGGUUUCUAUGGAAACCCCAUGGUGAUUGGUAGCACGUGUCUGCCCUGCCGGUGCCAUGACAACACUGACCCCAACAUGCUGUUCAGUGACUGCCACCCUCUGACGGGCGAGUGCCAGGGCUGCAUGCACGACACGGCUGGUCCCCAGUGUGAGAUCUGUGCCCCAGGCUUCUACGGAGAUGCUGUCAUUGCCAAAAACUGCACCAAGUGCAACUGCUCCCCAUGUGGCACCGCAUCAUCUGACCCCCACACUGGCCAGUGCCAAUGCAAGUCUGGUGUGACUGGAGACCUGUGUGACCGCUGUGAGGAUGGCGCGUUUGGCUUUGGCUCCUGCUCCGGAUGUCAGCGCUGUGACUGUGAGGCCUCGGCUGCCCUCCAACAGCCCUGUGACCCCAAGAGUGGCUCCUGUGCCUGUCAGCCCGGAGCCAACGGGCCUCACUGCCGCCAGUGUGCUCCAGGAUACUGGGAUUAUGGCCCUAAUGGCUGCAAGAAGUGUGCAUGUAAGGCGGGCCGAUGCGACCCCCGCACAGGAGAGUGCAGGUGUGCAGAUGGCCUCACUGGGAAACAGUGUGAUACCUGCAUCAAUAAGCACAGCGUGCUUGUUCAACGUGGAGACAUGUCGUACUGUGAACCGUGUGAUACCUGUGUGAUAGUUCUGCUGAAGGAUCUCGAUGCGAUGACCCAGAACUUCAACUCUGUGGCCCAUCAACUCACUAGCCUCAAUGCCAGUUCCAUCGCCUGGGGCCAGUUAAACAACCUCAACACAUCCAUUGAGGCCAUCGCUAAUGCCAUAGAGAACUACAAUGGCAGCCUGGAUGUGAGCAGAAGUCGAGCCGACAUGCUGGACGGAGAGCUGCAGAACAUCAACUCUGAUAUUGAUGAACUGGAAACAAAGGCUGCUGUGACGGGUCGCAAGGGCGAUGACCUGGAGAGAAGCACCACCUCCACCCACAGGAGGGCAGAGGACCUUCUCAGCUUCAUCAAAGGCAUCAUGGGAGAUGUGGAUGACAUCAUCAAACUAGUGAACCGCACAGCCAUGAACGAGACGUCGGAGGAGCCUGAGGAGGCCCUGUCUGAGAAGCUGGCCGAGGUGGAGGCCAUGCUGAAGGAGAUGCGCUUCCGUGGCCUGGACCAGCAGCGGAAACUGGCCGAGAACGAGAAGGAGGAGGCCAACACACUGCUGGACCGGGUCAAGGAUGAUAUGGCAAACCGCACGACUGCUAAUGAGGAUAAGGUUCAGGCCAUCAGAGACUACCUGAAGAAGUUCCAUGACCAGCUCAUGGACCUGAGAGACGCGCUCAAUGACGCUGUCAAGGACACGGCCAGCUCCACCGAGAUCAACAACCUGAACCAGAAGAUGCUGGAGGAGAUUCAGGCAAAACUGGCGGAGCUGAAGGAGAAGGAGAAGGAGGUGAAGGACCUGCAGGAGAUGGCCGAGGACGAUGUGGCUCAGGUCAACGACCUGCUCGUCAUGCUGCAGGACUCUAAAGAGGAGUACGAGAAGCUGGCAGCCCAGCUGGAUGGAGCGAGUAAGCCUCUGGCUCAGAAGGUGCAGAAGUUUGCCCCAUCUGCCACCAAAAUACCCCUGGUGGAGGCAGCAGAGAAACAUGCUGAGAUGCUCGAUGAACUUGCUCGUAACCUGUCUAGCGUGAUCGCAGGGAGCAAUAAGGACGGCUUCAUCCAGCGCGCCUUUAACGCGUCCCGCGCCUACACCAACAUCAUCGACAGUGUGAACGAGGCCGAGGCCGCCGCCAAUCAAGCCAACAAAGCAGCCAUGGAUGCCCUGGAGAAUCUGAAGAACUUGUCUCUGAAGCAGCGGGCGGAGGACAUGAAAAACCAGAGCAUUGAGUUUGUGGAGGAUGCCACCUCUCUGCAGAAUCAGCUGGAAGACGAUGUGAAGCCCAACCUUGACAACCUUAAGGACCGUCUAAAGGAAGCCAAGGACAAGCAGAAGACAUUGCAGGAGGAUCUGGAUACGAUACAGCAGAGCCUAAACAUGACUGCAGAUGACACUGCUGACACUAUAAAUGCAGCUAAGAGUGCGGCGGAGCAGGCCAACAGCACCAUCGCCCAGGUGGUGGACACGCUGGGACCCAUCAAGGAGCAGCUGCAGAAGUGGCAGGACCAGUACGGAGACUCCAACACCACCACUGAUGACAUUAACAAUGCCCUGAUGGAGGCCAACAAGUCAAUGAGUGCUCUUGGAGACACCAUCCCUCUGCUCUUGAAGAAACUGGACCGUCUAGACUCGGUCCAGAUGCCCAACAUCUCUGAGAACAUCCUGCGCAUCCGCCAGCUCAUCGCCCAAGCCCGCAAGGCUGCCAGCAAGGUGAGUGUGCCCAUGAAGUUUAACGGCACGGCCGGCGUGCAGGUGCGCACCCCCAGCAACCUGGCGGACCUGGCGGCCUACACCUCCCUCAAGUUCCACAUCACCCUGCCCGAGACCAGCCGCAAGCGCAGGCAAGACAGCAACCGCCAGUUCGUCUUCUACCUGGGCAACAAGAACUCCAGUAAGGAGUUCUUAGCCAUGACACUGGAGGGCAAGAGGCUGCGCUGGCUCUUCAACGUGGGGGGAGACACGGCUGAGGUGACGACUCAGGAGGACGUCAUGUCAGGCGGGAACUUCAACAGCAUUAAUCUAGAGAGGAUCUUGCAGUACGGACAGAUGGCCAUGAUAUUCGAUGAGAAGGAGAGGCGAGAGGUGAAACAGAAUGUUGAGGCCAAAGGAGACAGCGGCCUGCUCAACCUGAUGACCGCGGACACCGUCUUCUACGUGGGAGGUUACCCUGAAACCUUCAAGCCCCCUCCCCAGCUGGAGCUGCCACACUUUAAGGGCUGCAUCGAGCUGGAGACCCUGAACGAGGAGGUGCUCAGCCUGUACAACUUUGAGCAGUCCUUCCAGCUCAACACCACUGAGGUCAAACCCUGCGCUAGAGGAAAGCCUACACUGAUCCAGACGUGGGUGAGCGACGCGGCGUACUUCGAUGGCAGCGGCCACGCCGAGGUCACCUUCAAGCUAGACAGCUCACCGCAACGCUUCGAACAGGAAGUCCGGCUCAUCUCUCACAACGGCAUCCUGCUGCUGCUGCAGAACGAGGGAAAGUUCCUGUGUCUGGCAGUGCGUGACGGCAUCCUGGAGCUCUACUUUGAUUUCACCGGUACGCUAGAGAUGGCAACUGCCCUCAAAGUCCAGAGAGUCAGCGACGCCGAACCCAAACCUAUUGAGGUGAUCAUCAUUCAGAAGAGCAAGCGCGUGGUGGUGAGGUGCGAGAGAAGCAACGUGUACAACGUCCUGGUCCCCACCAAUAUCCCCAAGUUCACUGGGUCCUACUACCUGGGAGGGGCUCCUGAAAGCAGCAUGCCAGAGAGCCUAAAGGCAUUGUUCCCGAGGGGAGGCUCCAUCAAAGGCUGCCUCAGGGGCAUAAAGGCCAUGAGCUCCCACGUGGACCUGAAGAGAAUGAACAGCACCGGCCUGAGCUACGGCUGCCCAGACGACCGGCUGGUUGUGCGCGAGGCCCACUUCACAGGCCAGAGUUACCUCAACAUGAAGCUGGACCAGGCCCCGGGCCUCAAGGACAACUUCUACGCUGGAGUGGGCUUCCGUACAGAGCAGAAGGAGGGGCUCAUGUUCUACCACCAGGCUUCGGAUGGAGUGUGCCAGAUGUACCUGGACAAGGGCCACGUUGUGGUGAGGGCUGGAAACAGUCAAGUUAAGAGUCAGAAGACUUACAACGAUGACAACAGCCACUAUGUGGCUUUAUACAGCAACAGCAAUGGGAUCCGUGUCUAUUUGGACGACGAUCUGGAGAAGGAGGCUUUGGCAGAAAAAGGCAAUCGUAAGGCACAGGACGUGGGCCCUCUCUACCUGGGUGGCACCGACAAUAAAGAUGGCAUGGCCAACCUCACUGGCUGCCUCAGCAACAUCUUCGUCAAGAGGACCACUUUAACGCAGACGGUGCUGGAUCUGAUCAAAGCCACAGAGAAUGUCAACGUCCCUCUGGACUGCCCAGCGGCCUCUAAACCCCAACAGAUCCUGGCCUCUCCACCUCGCCACAAGAACCAGAAGGGCAAACACAAGAAGCCGGCGGGCGGGUCUAAUGGUCACACUGCUCGUGAGUCAUGUCAGCCAGAGCCGUUCACUCAAGAACCCAAAGCCCUGCACUUCAGCGGUUCCUCUCACAGCCGCCAGCGCUACAACUCCCUCCCCGCAGCCUUGGGCAGAUCUCACAUAUCCAUGGGGGUGCGCUUGAACUCCUCCGACGGCCUGAUCCUCUACGCCGGAGGAGAGAAGGGAGACGCCACCGUGGCCCUGUCCGUCAGCGAGGGCCGUCUGCAGCUCCACUUCCUUGGGGGCAAGAGGAAGAUCAGCAUGACCAGCAGCAAGAAGUACAACGACGGUCUGUGGCACGAGGUCGUUGUGAAAAAGGAGGGAGACCAAGUGCGUCUGAUAGUAGACGGCAUUGACACCCACAGCAAGAAGGUGUCAGGAGGGGAGAGGAGCUCCAUCAAGCCCCCUCUUCACAUCGGAGGUGUCCCCGCAGACCUGGCUCCUGCACCCUCGUUCCCCGGGCCUGCAGGUUUCGUGGGCUGCGUGAAGGAGCUGAGGGUGAAUGAACAGGCCCUGGACAGCCCAGCCGAGAGCGUGGGGGUGGUGCCCUGCUACCAGGAGCCUCUGCAGCCAGGCGUCUACUUCUCCAGCGAGGGAGGACACCUGCUCAUAGAUGAGUCCCUGGUGUUGAGUCGUGACCUGGAGAUCCAGCUGGAUGUCCGGCCCGUGUCCGACUCUGGGCUCCUGCUCCACGCAGGGGGUUACAAGGGCCAGCAGCUCAGCCUGUACCUGCACCAUGGAGAGGUAUCAGUGGUGAUGAACAGCGGUAAUGGUGAUUUCUCUGUGUCUCUCUCACCGGAGGAGUCACUGUGUGAUGGCAGGUGGCACAGUAUUAUGAUUGUGAAGAAGAGUAAUGUGAUCCAGCUCCACGUGGACACAGCCAGUCAACAUGGCGUUGGACCCAAACAGAAGCGGACAAAUGGGGGCAAAAAUAAAGUGUACCUGGGCAGUGCUCCUGAUGCGGCAAAAAUUCCUGGCCUCCCUGCCUCUCUCCCCUCAUUCCAUGGCUGUGUGAGACAAGCUGUGCUGAACCACAGACCCACCAUGCCGUCCAAGCCCAUGUCUGUGUCCGGAGCCGUGGCCACCCAGGGCUGUCCAGCCAUGUAGACCCCCAGGCACAGUCCCAGUCCCUACUGUACACCUCCAUCUGGCACAGCUAGUGUCCAACUCUUCAAUCAUGGGUGGUGGGCUUACUUAGUUAAUUUAAAUAGAUAUUUAUAUUUUUUUGUUUUAUACAAAUGUAUAUUUUUUUCUGCAUCAUUUUAUUUUAUAUACCAGCACUGUAAGUGCUAAGGAGUAUGAGAGACCAUCUUUAAGCCUAAAGGGAGGACCACUUCCUCAUCUGACACUCAUCUGACACACCAAGCUUUGAAUCUGGCACUUCAUUAUCAUGUGUUUAUGUAUUUUAGAUAACUGCACAAUUUGUAAUCAUUAUGGGAGCAAUGUAUACCCAGGGCCAGACUUCAUUCACAUAUCUAUUGGCUUAGUAUUUUUAAAUUCAAGCAACAUCACGCAAGUCAGCUCGCGGUCAUGUUGAGAGGCACGAUUGAUGUUGGGUUUCAAACAUUAAAUCACUUGAGUGAGUGUAUUCAGUGCCCCAUGUACACUGGGUGUACACAGAUCAUGCAGACACUGGCAUGGCUAUGAAAAAUAUUACUUAAUGUUUUUUCAAACUGAGAAUUCCAACCCAACACGAAGAUGGAACCUAUAAUUCCUGACUACAUGAAGGUCCUUUUGAAAUACCACUGAAAAAGUAAUUACUUCGGGAAAUACCGGUGAACUUUAGAGUUUCAAAGGUUGUUGUAGAUUGCCUUUCCCAUGACCUGUUUGAGUUUGGCCUAAUUGUAUUACAUAUCUAAUUUCACUUUUUUUUUUUUUUAAAUCGGAUCCCCUAAAAUGUUAUAGUUGUAUUUUUAAUGGUUUUAAUAAACAGUUCUUUGAUAAAA
Clupea harengus (Atlantic herring) is the source of this 12439-nucleotide messenger RNA. It is a transcript of the gene lama5, whose product is annotated as laminin, alpha 5. Gene Ontology annotation, molecular function: extracellular matrix structural constituent; signaling receptor binding. The record is from RefSeq and is a predicted model, not a curated record. Lineage: Eukaryota; Metazoa; Chordata; Actinopteri; Clupeiformes; Clupeidae. The transcript is spliced from 80 exons. Gene Ontology annotation, biological process: regulation of cell adhesion; axon guidance; tissue development. The coding region runs from base 561 to 11600 and encodes 3679 amino acids. Gene Ontology annotation, cellular component: basement membrane.